AUGAAUAAAUUGGUUAAAUUUAAUUAUUAUAUAGAAUCUAAUGAAGUGCCUACAUUUCCAUGUGAUACCGUUCAAAACCUAAGGCAAGCUGUUUUAGCACCCGUGGUUUAUAAACCAAAUAUUCAGCAGGCCUUAAAACGGAUAAAUUUUGAAUUUCAUAGAACCUGCAGCUUUUCCAAUUUAGUUCGGGAAUGUAAUGUAGCGGAGGGACAAACUCUAUUAAUUUUUUGGGGGUCGAGGAAUUCUGACAGCAGGAUAACAAUAAGUAUGUCAGCUUCUAGCUGCUCGUCCCUUCAUACGUCUAACAAUGGCAACACGCAAAGGGAAAGAGAUUUGCGAUCAACAGCUCAGCAAACAGAAAUAAGUUGUCGUUAUUCACCCGGCAUCGGUUCACCAGUAAAUAUAACGGAUAGUGAAGAACAACGUCAACUUCGAGCCUGCAUCGCUGACUCUCUUACCUUCUCCUCGCCAGCCUCGUCUCUUCUGCAACCAAACAGACGCUCUGUCUCUAUACUUGGUUCCGUUUGUGCUCUAUUGCUCAAUAAACAGGGGUCGGGACCUAAGGAGUUGAGCGAGUCAGGCAGUCGUUCGGACAACAUCUGUCGUAUCUGCUUCGGCGGAGAGUCGGGUGAGAGGCUGGUGAAGCCGUGCUCGUGCCGCGGGACCAUCGCCGCCGUGCACCGCUCGUGCCUGGAGCGAUGGCUGCUGCAGGCCGCCACCUCCUACUGCGAGCUGUGUCGACACCACUACGUGGUCACCAGGAGCCACAAAUGGUCGUGGGCGCGGUCGGUGAUGGAGUGGGCGCGCUCGGGGCGCGGCGCUGCCCUGGCGGCGGACGCGUGGCGCGGCGCGGCGCUGGGAGCAGCCUCGGUGCUGGGCACGGCCCGCGCUCUGCACGCCUGUGACGCCGCGCUGCAGGCCGGGGCCCGUCGCGGGGGCGCCUCCGCUCUCGCCGCCAACCUCUUCUCCUCACUGCUUAUCGGUAUCAUUGGCGCUCUCAACGGUCUGUUGACGACGUGGAUGCUGCUAAAGAUCCAGGAGCACCAGAUGUCGUGGCGAGCGUGGAGAGACAGCACCCUGCACGUACAUGUGGCGCUGGAGGACGCCAGCACCGACGACACGGCCAGCCAGGAGACGGUGGUGGCGGAGGGGGGGAGGCAGAGGACGGACAGGGGACAGAGGCUGGGGGAGGAGAGGGACCUCACCGCCGACAUGGCCACCAACAUUACAGACCCCUUCAUGGUCGCCCUGCCCUUCACCUUACCGGACCCUUGA
Messenger RNA from Danaus chrysippus (African queen), 1275 nucleotides. The record is from the annotation of a GenBank genome assembly. Lineage: Eukaryota; Metazoa; Arthropoda; Insecta; Lepidoptera; Nymphalidae.